AUGGCUAGAAGUCGUGGUCUAGAACAUCUAGAUUAUGAUGGAUCUUCAAAAAUCUUUCUGAAAUUAUAUAAUGGUAUUCACCUUCAUGCAAAUUUAGGUAUAUAUGUAGGGAAUUUAUGUACAACUUUUGAAUAUAAGAACCCUCUCCCCAUUAAUCCUCAUAUUGAAUCCGAAUCAUCUAAUAAAGAACAUUCUUUAAUAAAUUCUGAUACUUGGAUCGAUGAUUACAGAAAACGGCUUCCAACACCAGCAGAUGUGUAUCUGAAAAAAAAGAAAACCACUCAUACAAGCAUUUAUGUUAAACGAAUUGAUAAUAAAGAAUUAUUUUCUCCAACUGUUUCACUAGUAACAACAAAGUCAAAAACAUAUAAUCCAGAUAAAGAUAAUAAAAUAAAUAAAUUGAUCAAACUAUCUAUUCCCGAUAGAUAUAGCACAGAAAUAUCAUGUUGGAGGAAGGCUUUCAAUUUGGUUGUGCUUGUAAUAGAAAGUAAAGAUAUUUGUUUUGAAGAUUUUCUUGAAGAAAUAAGAGAUUUGAAUUUUACAUUUAAUUAUCUUCAAGAAGUUGAUCUAGCGGAUUUUAAGACUUUACUUGAAAAAAUAGUAGAAAUUUAUAAGCAAAAAAUGAAAAUUCAAUAA
Molecule: messenger RNA, 636 nt
Organism: Dentiscutata erythropus
Lineage: Eukaryota; Fungi; Glomeromycota; Glomeromycetes; Diversisporales; Gigasporaceae
Source: the annotation of a GenBank genome assembly